AUGGAAAUCGUAAUUCUAAAAAAUAGAAAUAUUAUGUCUAUAUCUGAAUCACUUAUUCAAGAGAUUGGUUGUUUCGUUAGAUAUUUGUACUUGGCCAAUAACUUCAUCCGGACAUUACCCGACGAAUUAUUUACUGGUUGUACAAAUCUUAUGUGGUUAGAUUUACGAUGCAACCGAAUUCGUCGAUUACCUGACGGUAUUCAGGGUCACAAAAAUUUACAGGUAUUGCUUCUAGGCAAAAACGAUUUAAAGCGAUUGCCUUUAACGCUGGGAUCAUUACCGAAACUUCGAGAAUUACAUGUUGCUGGAAAUCCACUUGAUUGCCUUACUAGAGAUAUGGUGAAAAAAGGUUCUAAAUAUUUAAUAAGUUAUUUACAAGAAAAAUGGAAAAGUGAUCAAAAUAUUAUGGAGACGAUGAAACUAAAUAAUGAUGAAUCAAACGUAGUAAAAAAAAUAGAGGACAAAAUACUUAAAAAAAACAAAAAAAUAAAAAAAAAUAUGGCUACGUCAAAAAUGCAGUUGAUGGAAAGAUAUAGUUGGCCAAUGAUAUUUCUUACUAAUUGGAGCACCGAUCGUCUAGUUACCGAUCGUGAUAUUAGGAUGAAAGAAUUAGAGAGACUUUAUUUAGAAAAACAAAAAGUAAUUUUAGAAAAACAAGAACGAAUUUUACAAUCUUACAAAGAUGAAAAAACGCUGAAAAUAUGGAGAAAUAAAGCAAAACAAUUGCAAUAUUUUGAAAAUUCACACAAAUUAAAAAACUACGGAGGACUCGAGGUACCAUUUGGAGUAAAUAAAGAAUUUUCUAAAAUUAUAUCCAGACAAACGUACAAAAAAGAAUGUAUGGAAAAUAUUAAUUAUAAGAAUGUUGUAAAACGUACAGUAGUUAAACCGUUUGACUUUGACUUGGAAAUGUCAGAUAUUUACAAAAUGCUUAUAAGCUUAACAUCAAACAAUGUAGAAAAUACAAACAGUGAUAAAAAGAAUGAUCCAAAAAUAUCAAAUAUUGAUUGGGAAAUUCAAAAGUUGCAUGAUAUACAAAAAAGAAUUUCACAGUUGAAAACGCGCAUGAUCUAA
Messenger RNA from Macrosiphum euphorbiae (potato aphid), 1074 nucleotides. The record is from the annotation of a GenBank genome assembly. NCBI's taxonomy places the organism in Eukaryota, Metazoa, Arthropoda, Insecta, Hemiptera, Aphididae.